Molecule: messenger RNA, 984 nt
Organism: Emericellopsis cladophorae
Lineage: Eukaryota; Fungi; Ascomycota; Sordariomycetes; Hypocreales; Bionectriaceae
Exons: 2
Coding region: 1-984 (327 amino acids)
Biological process (GO): kinetochore assembly; mitotic sister chromatid segregation
Cellular component (GO): nucleus
Source: RefSeq, a predicted model, not a curated record
AUGGACGACGACGCGCGCCCUGCAGAGGCCACUGCGUACACUGCCAACCUAGACUUCACGUUGAAGGAGCUCCAGCGCAGGGUCCAAGAACACGAAGACGAGCUGCAACGCUUGAAGGCAAAUGACACAGCCAUUGCGCAAACGCCAGUCGGGCAGGCCGAGGUUGUAAAGGCGGCCCUCGAGGAGGUCACAAACACAGAGCCCUUCCUACCACAUGCCAGCUCGACGCUGCCGGCCCUGCUGGCUCUCAGAAGGACACACCAAACGAUCAUCGAGUCAAGAGCCUACUUGGAAUCGCAGAAAUCAGUCCUGAGCCGCGAGAAGCGGCAGCUGGAAGCUGGCCAGGCUCACCUGAGAGACCAAACACUCCUCAGCGAGGCAUUGGAUGCCCGUAUUGUCGACUUGAAGGCCGAGGUGUCGUCCAGCGCACGGGCACCACCUGGAGACGGAGCUCGCAAGAAGAAGGAAGAGCUACAGAAGAAGAAGGCCCACUACGACGCCGACAGCAAGCGACUGUUCAGAGCCUUGGACAAGUUCAUUGACGAGCAUCUGGCCGUCAUGCUUGCAGCAGAAGAACUAGGCGGACCUGUCGUGGGCGACCUCAUGGAUGUCGACGGAGCAGAUCUGGCCUCUGGCUUCAGCGCGCAGGUCAAACUGAACAAACCCAAGGAGGGCAGGGCCAGCCUCGAGAACAGGGAGGACAAGCGCCAGCGACGACUCGACGAGAUCUGGGGCCCUGCAGAGGGUGUUGCGGCGCGGAGAGACGAGGACGAGGUCGCGGCGGCGGGCCGAGAGAUGAAGGAGCUGAUCCAGGCCUUAAUGGGUCAGCUGCAGGAUGCUGGCGGGGACUCUUCCUCCUCAUACGUGGUGUUGUCGAGGGAGUCUGCCGCCGCGAGGUUCCUCGUGAGGAGCAAGGUGGCCCAAUUCCAUGCGAAAGAUGCGUCGCGACUGCGAUUGAUUGACUUUGGGAGGGAGUUUGAUUGA